Messenger RNA from Penicillium arizonense, 309 nucleotides. RefSeq lists its product as uncharacterized. The transcript is spliced from 3 exons. Lineage: Eukaryota; Fungi; Ascomycota; Eurotiomycetes; Eurotiales; Aspergillaceae. The record is from RefSeq and is a predicted model, not a curated record. Bases 1 to 309 code for a protein of 102 amino acids.
AUGACGCUUCUCGCCCUGGCGAGUCCUGUUCCAAAGGACGAUGAAGGUGGCUUCGCAGGCGAAAGAAACAUCCUCGUCGGCCGUAAUCCACAAGACUGGGACAAUCUCGAAAGAAAAGCGGAAGACAUCGUCGCCCGUGAUGUGGCUGCUACAAAUGCCGCAGAUUCUUCAGACCACGGCGGCCCUGGCGGCUACGGUGGAGGACGCGGUGGUGGUGGUUACGGCGGAGGAUAUGGCGGUGGUGGGCAUGGCGGUGGUGGAUGGGGUGGUCGAAGGGGCGGCUGGGGUGGUCGUGGAGGGGGAUGGUAA